UUUUGCGAGACAACAACCAUUCAUUGUAUCAAAAAAAAAAAACAUUUUUCUUCUAUCUAUAAAUCUGAAUUUAUUUCCUGCUGUUCUCCGAAGACGUGCCACCCUCGCCCUUUCUUUCUUCAAACCAUUAAUGGAUUACUUUUUUUAAUUUUUUUAUAAAAAAUGCAAUCCAAACCGAGAUGGGAUACUCAUAAAAAAUCGGAAGGAAAUCCACAGAAUUCGGUUGCAGAAAUCUCGAUGCUCUGUCUCAUUCCCAUUUAUAGCCGCCGCGCACCGCAGCGAACGCGCCCCGUUCCCCUCCCCGCGCCCGCCGGCAAGCCGUGAAGAGAUGGUCUCGCGCGCCAUUCCAGCCACCCUCCGGCCGACGCCCAGGGUGGGGCUCUCUGCUACCUCGGACCCCGUCGGCCGGUGGCGGCGGAGCAUUGGGCUGGUGGCCACCCGGCCGCGCCCCCUCCCCCCGAUCCUCACCGUGUCUCCGGGCAAAGAGACGACCGAGACCGUCCAGAUGACCUCCGUCGAAGUCUCCAAUGGCUCCGCUUCAGGGAAAAAGAACCUUGUCAUGUCAACUGUUGGGAAUUCGACAAACAUUGUAUGGCAUAAAUGUCCAGUUGGGAAGCUCGGAAGGCAGAAGUUGCUCAAGCAGAAGGGAUGUGUCAUAUGGAUCACAGGUCUCAGUGGUUCAGGCAAAAGCACGCUGGCAUGUGCGCUGAGUCGAGAGUUGUACAGCAGAGGACACCUGGCAUAUGUCCUUGAUGGUGACAAUGUUAGACACGGGCUAAACCGAGAUCUUAGUUUCACAGAAGUAGACCGUGAAGAAAAUAUACGCAGAAUUGGGGAAGUAGCAAAGCUCUUUGCAGAUGCUGGUAUUAUAUGCAUAGCUAGUUUGAUAUCUCCUUACAGAAGAGAUCGUGAUGCUUGCCGUGCUCUACUGCCAGAUUCUACAUUUAUUGAGGUAUUCAUGAAUAUUCCUCUAGAAGUUUGUGAAGCAAGGGAUCCAAAAGGCCUGUACAAACUUGCACGUGCAGGAAAGAUCAAAGGUUUUACUGGGAUAGAUGAUCCAUAUGAGCCACCCUUGGAUUCUGAGAUCGUAAUAGAACCAAAAGUUGGGGAGUGUCCUCCUCCAGCAGCCAUGGCUGAGCAAAUAAUAUCAUACCUCAACGACAAUGGCUUCCUGCAGGAAUAAGUGUGAUUGUUUUGUGUCCACAACUCGUGGACCCAUUCAAAGCUGUUUUUGGCUUCUGCAGUUAUGACCAUGGAAACAACUGCAUAAGUGUAUUCUUUGGCAUUGGAAUUCCACACUUCAAUAAGGCACAAGAAACAGCUACUGUGGGCCUGCUGUUGCCUUGUACCAGUAUGUGCAUUUGUUCAGAUGUAAUUGCAUUCCCCAUUAGCUCGCCAGAUUAGUUUGCAGCUCGCAAACUUCAUAGAUUUUGUGUUUGUAGGCCCUGCCCUGUGUCUUAGUGUAUAGAGUUUCCCCAGUUCAAUUUCUUCAGAAUAUGCUGUAUCGGAAUUGGUAUGUACUAUCAUGUGUGCUAGCAUGCAAGGGUGUGGAAGCAUUGGAUGUUUGUGUUGGAAUGAAGAGGCAAUGAUUUUUGCUUCUUGUCCCCA
Molecule: messenger RNA, 1608 nt
Organism: Elaeis guineensis (African oil palm)
Lineage: Eukaryota; Viridiplantae; Streptophyta; Magnoliopsida; Arecales; Arecaceae
Product: adenylyl-sulfate kinase 3
Biological process (GO): sulfate assimilation
Molecular function (GO): ATP binding; adenylylsulfate kinase activity
Source: RefSeq, a predicted model, not a curated record